AUGGCGGCGGCUGAUGGCCCUUUGGGGUCGUUGGUAACGGGUCUGUACGACGUGCAGGCUUUCAAGUUUGGGAACUUCGUGCUGAAGAGUGGGCUCUCUUCCCCCGUGUACAUCGAUCUGCGGGGCAUCGUGUCUCGACCGCGUAUUCUGAGUCAGGUUGCAGAAAUUUUAUUUCAAACUGCCCAAAAUGCAGGGAUCAAUUUUGACACUGUGUGUGGAGUACCUUAUACAGCUUUACCAUUGGCUACAGUUAUCUGUUCAACCCACCAAAUUCCAAUGCUUAUCAGAAGGAAAGAAACAAAGGAUUAUGGUACUAAACGGCUUAUAGAAGGGGCUGUUAAUCCAGGAGAAACCUGUUUGAUCAUUGAAGAUGUUGUCACCAGCGGAUCUAGUGUUUUGGAAACUGCUGAGGUUCUUCAGAAAGAAGGCUUGAAGGUCACUGAUGCCAUAGUGCUGCUGGACAGAGAGCAGGGAGGCAAGGACAAGUUGCAGGCCCAUGGGAUUCGUCUCCACCCAGUGUGUACAUUGUCCAAAAUGCUGGAUAUUCUUGAGCAGCAGAAAAAAAUUGAUGCUGAGAUGGUGGAGAGAGUGAAGAGAUUUAUUCAGGAGAAUGUUUUUGUGGCAGCUAAUCCUAAUGGUUCUCUCCCUUCUCUGAAGAAAGAACCCAAAGAACUAAGUUUUGGUGCACGUGCAGAGCUGCCUGGGAUCCACCCGGUUGCAUCAAAGCUUCUCAGGCUUAUGCAAAAGAAGGAGACCAAUCUGUGCCUGUCUGCUGAUAUCUCAGAGUCCAGAGAGCUACUGCAGCUAGCAGAUGCUUUGGGACCCAGAAUCUGCUUGCUUAAGACUCAUGUAGAUAUUUUGAAUGAUUUUACUCUGGAUGUGAUGAAGGAAUUAACCACUCUGGCGAAACGCCAUGAGUUUCUAAUAUUUGAAGACCGGAAAUUUGCAGAUAUAGGAAACACAGUGAAAAAGCAGUAUGAAGGUGGGGUCUUUAAAAUAGCUUCCUGGGCAGAUCUUGUCAAUGCUCAUGUCGUGCCAGGCGCAGGAGUUGUGAAAGGCCUGGGAGAAGUCGGCCUGCCGCUGCACCGGGCAUGCCUGCUUAUUGCAGAGAUGAGCUCUGCUGGUACCCUGGCUACUGGGAGCUACACGGAGGCAGCAGUGAAAAUGGCUGAAGAACAUUCUGAAUUUGUGGUUGGUUUUAUUUCUGGCUCCCGAGUAAGCAUGAAACCAGAAUUUCUUCACUUGACUCCAGGAGUUCAGUUAGAAGCAGGAGGUGAUAAUCUCGGCCAGCAGUACCACAGCCCACAAGAAGUCAUCGGCAAACGAGGCUCUGAUAUCAUCAUUGUGGGCCGGGGCAUAAUAGCAUCAGCUAAUCAUCUGGAAGCAGCCGAGAUGUACAGAAAAGCUGCUUGGGAAGCUUACUUGAGUAGACUUGCUGUUUGA
This is a messenger RNA of Rangifer tarandus platyrhynchus (Svalbard reindeer), 1443 nucleotides long. NCBI's taxonomy places the organism in Eukaryota, Metazoa, Chordata, Mammalia, Artiodactyla, Cervidae. The record is from the annotation of a GenBank genome assembly.